AUGAAGAUGAGGCUAAACCUGCUGUUCCUGGUCUUCCUGGAAGAGGUGUGGCUGGUUCCCGGCUUCAUCAUCUAUGGACCCCCACUCUCAGAUGCUGAGGCAGGACCCGGGACUCCCCAGGACCAGCUUCCCACAAUGGAGGAGAAAGCGGAGGGUUGGCUGGCGGCCAGCAGGCAGAAGCUCUCCCACGAGAUUUCUGACUUCGGGUUCAGUCUGCUACGCAAGAUCUCCAUGAGGCAUGAAGGCAACGUGCUCUUCUCCCCGCUUGGCCUGUCCUUCGCCAUGGCAACCCUGACGCUGGGGGCCUCGGGGUCCACCCGCACCCAGAUCCUGAGCGGGCUGGGUCUGCAGGCCCUGAACCAGACCCAGACCCUGCCGGCCCUCUUUGGGCAACUCAGAGAGACCCUGUCCCACAACUGGGAGCUGGGUCUCAGCCAGGGCAGUCUGGCCUUCAUCCACAAGGAUGUUGAUGUCAAAGAGAGCUUCCUGAAUUUAUCGAAGAGGUAUUUUGAUACAGAGUGUGUGCCUAUGAAUUUCCGCAACGCCUCACAGGCCACAGGCCUCAUGAAUCAGUACAUUAACAAAGAGACGCAAGGUCGAAUUCCCAAACUCUUCGAUGAAAUUAGUCCUGAAACCAAAUUAAUUCUUGUGGAUUACAUCUUGUUCAAAGGGAACUGGCUGAUUCCAUUUGAUCCCUUCUUCACGGAACUGGACACUUUCCGCCUGGACAAGUACAAAGCAGUGAAGGUGCCCAUGAUGUACAGGACAGGCAUGUUCGCCUCCACCUUUGACAAGAACUUCCGCUGCCACAUCCUCAAACUGCCCUACCGAGGAAACGCCACCAUGCUGGUGAUCUUCACGCAGAGGCCAGACGACUAUCUCGCCCUUGAGGACUACCUGAGCGCAGAUCUGGUGGAGGCCUGGCUUCAGAACAUGAAAACCAGAAAAAUGGAAGUUUUCUUUCCAAAGUUCAAACUGGAUCAGAAAUAUGAGAUGCACAAACUGCUUAAACAGAUGGGAAUCCAACGAAUCUUCUCACCCUGGGCUGAUCUUAGCGAACUCUCAGUUACUGCAAAUCUUCUGGUUUCCACAGUUUUACAAAGAGCGAUGAUUGAGGUGGAUGAAAAGGGAACAGAGGCAGCAGCGGGCACCCUGUCGAAAAUCAUCGCUUACUCUAUGCCUCCCAUCAUCAAAGUGAACCGGCCUUUCCAUUUCAUGAUCUAUGAAGAAACCUCUCGGAUGCUUCUCUUUCUGGGCAGGGUGGUGAAUCCAGCUCUCCUGUGA
This is a messenger RNA of Chrysochloris asiatica (Cape golden mole), 1284 nucleotides long. It is a transcript of the gene SERPINA10, whose product is annotated as serpin peptidase inhibitor, clade A (alpha-1 antiproteinase, antitrypsin), member 10. The coding region runs from base 1 to 1284 and encodes 427 amino acids. Lineage: Eukaryota; Metazoa; Chordata; Mammalia; Afrosoricida; Chrysochloridae. The transcript has 4 exons. The record is from RefSeq and is a predicted model, not a curated record. Gene Ontology annotation, molecular function: serine-type endopeptidase inhibitor activity. Gene Ontology annotation, biological process: negative regulation of endopeptidase activity; blood coagulation.